Messenger RNA from Leptonychotes weddellii (Weddell seal), 1255 nucleotides. The record is from RefSeq and is a predicted model, not a curated record. Lineage: Eukaryota; Metazoa; Chordata; Mammalia; Carnivora; Phocidae.
UGGAUGGAGGAAAGCAGUUUUAGGCUCCCAAGGGGGCUUGCCGUAGGAAGGAUGUUUUCAAUAGUCCAGAACAAGAAGAUUUCCCAUGAGGCUCUUUUGAAUCACUUCAAGCAAAAUAAGGUGGAGAUAGCAAACGCGAUAACAAAGCCAUUUCCUUUCCUUGAAAGCCUCAGAGACCGCUCCUUUAUCACGGAAAAAAUCUAUAAAGAUUCUGAAGAAGCCCAUAGAAACUUGGUGCCGGUAGAGAAAGUGGUAUAUAAUAUUCUCUGCUACCUUGAGAAGACUUUUGAUAGGUCACUCCUACAAGUCCUGUUCAGCAGGGUUCAUCUGAAGGAGUAUCCUGAUUUAAUUUAUGUUCAUAGAGUCUUCGAAAAUGUAAUUGAAGACAAGUAUUUUCCCCAGAAAAGUGAUAGCGAAGAGACACAAAAGACACUCAACACUGGGCCAAGCUGUGAACAAGUGCCCGAUGAAUCCGAAGUUUUAAGAAUGAAGUCAGAGAAGGUGUGUGGCCUGCUGGACGAAGGACAAGUAGUCAGCAGUGAAUCCAGUGAGGAGGAAGAGCCCCCAGCAGCUCUGAGCUCAGCACAAGGACGAGGGCUGGAGGAGAAGGGUGAGGAUGGCCAGCUUUGGGCUGCAGACCAUCAUGUGUCCGAAUUCAGAGCCCCCGCUUCCUGACGUGUUGUACUUUGAGUGCGCUCUACAGCCAAUGAUCCUGUCAACGCUGUGAACACAUUCUCUGUAUUUACCUCAUGUGCCAUUUUGGGAAAUGUGGGAGACAAGGUCCUAGUCACUAAAUAUGUGUGUUGAUAUAUAAAGGUUAGAGUAGAAACAAACUAGCAUUAUUUCUGUUGUUUGUUUGUUUUUCCUUCCACAUGAUCAUGCCUAUUGUGGUAUAAUAAAAAAAAAUAGGUAUUUGUCUUUGUCCCUAGUUCCUGGCACAGAGCUCCCCAAACCCUUGGAAUUUCCCCAGUGGUAAGAGUGUCCCUAUGACAAUUAGAGGGUUAGAACUCGACCUCUGUGGAGAAAAAAAGAGGUGGGAGAUUAAGUUCAAUCACCAAUGGCCCAUGAUUUAACCAAUCAUGCUUACACAAUGAAACCUUGGUAAAAACCUCUGAACAAUGGGGUUGGCAGCCCCUGACUUUGUAAAUACAUUGAUGUGCUGGGAGGGUUGCAUGCUGGAGAAGGUGUGGAAAUCCUGGCACACCCCACCUCCAUACCUCGCCCUAUCCAUCUCUUCCAUUUGGCUGUUCUUGAG